GCGAGUUCGUGAUCGAAGCGGGAUCCUCUGCAUUUGCAAGUCUAGCUGCCUCUUUUCUCCUCGGCCGAAGUAAAGUCCUUACCGCGUGGUACUUGCGGUUCCACUGUCCGUAGGCGGCAUAGGCGCCAAGCGUUCGCAAGCGGCGGCCAACUAGGAUAGUGGUAGUUAUUUGCAACUUCGCACGCCUGUCUCUGGAGAGAAUGAUUUUAUAGAACAGAAUGACUUCAGAGUAGAAGCUGAGCUGAAAUAGAUCAGAAUGAGUUAUGCAGAAAAACCCGAUGAAAUCACGAAAGAUGAGUGGAUGGAAAAACUCAAUAACUUACAUGUGCAGCGAGCAGACAUGAAUCGGCUCAUCAUGAACUACCUAGUCACAGAGGGCUUUAAGGAAGCAGCAGAGAAAUUUCGGAUGGAAUCUGGGAUUGAACCUAGUGUGGACUUAGAGACACUUGAUGAACGAAUCAAAAUUCGUGAGAUGAUACUGAAAGGCCAGAUCCAGGAAGCAAUUGCUUUGAUCAACAGCCUCCAUCCAGAACUUCUGGACACAAACCGCUAUCUUUAUUUCCACCUGCAACAACAGCACUUGAUUGAGCUGAUCCGCCAGCGGGAGACAGAGGCAGCUCUGGAGUUUGCCCAGACACAGCUGGCAGAGCAAGGCGAGGAGAGCAGGGAGUGCCUGACCGAGAUGGAACGCACACUGGCUCUGCUGGCCUUUGAUAAUCCUGAAGAAUCACCCUUUGGAGACCUCCUUAAUAUGAUGCAGAGGCAAAAGGUGUGGAGUGAAGUUAACCAAGCUGUACUAGAUUAUGAAAAUCGUGAAUCAACACCCAAGCUUGCGAAAUUACUGAAACUACUCCUUUGGGCUCAAAAUGAGCUGGACCAGAAGAAAGUGAAAUAUCCCAAAAUGACAGACCUCAGCAGAGGUGUGAUCGAGGAGCCCAAGUAGGGUACGUGCACGUGGACCCCGUGGCACUGCGCAGCUCAGGAGUGUCCAUCUGACCUAAAGAUUUGUUGUACUGCAGUAGAAAGCUCUUUCCCCCUUUCCUUUCUUUUGACCUGGCAUCUACUUUAGAGGGGAAAAAAUGGCCCUGCUAAGUGCUGGAAAACUUGCAGUGAAGACACAAUCUCUUUGGAAGUCUGAUGUGGACUCACCAGCCCCUUUUGAAAGAAGUGCCCACUCCUCGAGCAUGGGGGUUUGGCUGCCGGAGAACUUGGUUUGCCGCUGAGAGCUGGCUCCUAGGGAGUACCUCCCAAGAAGCGCUGAGCAUCGCCUUUCUUUCAGUUACCAUCUAGCAGACAGCACCUGAUCUCCUAUAUUGUUGGGUCUUCAUGUGGAAGUUGUUCCUUACUCCUUGGGUUUUCUGUUUCUUCCCUCCAUAGGAAAGACUAUAAAAAUUUGUAAAUCCUAAUUCAAAGACUGUAAAGAUACUGAGUUUGCUUUAUUCCUUUUCAGUCUAGGUUGUGUGGCCUUUGGGGAGGUGUGUGUGUGUGAGUCAGGGGCAGGGUUAUGUGCUUUUUAAUUUUUUAAUAUAUAUUUUGGUGCUGUGUGUAUGUGGUGAGAGACUCCCAGUGGAUCGAUGAACCAUUUCUUCUAGGCUAUUUUGUUGAAAAUAAAGAUUUCUCUCUGAUUUCAAUAAUGACCAAAAUGGCCUAUAAAAAGCUUUACUCAUCUCAAACAAA
Molecule: messenger RNA, 1677 nt
Organism: Erinaceus europaeus (western European hedgehog)
Lineage: Eukaryota; Metazoa; Chordata; Mammalia; Eulipotyphla; Erinaceidae
Gene: GID8
Product: GID complex subunit 8 homolog
Exons: 5
Coding region: 257-943 (228 amino acids)
Biological process (GO): proteasome-mediated ubiquitin-dependent protein catabolic process; positive regulation of canonical Wnt signaling pathway
Cellular component (GO): cytoplasm; nucleus
Molecular function (GO): protein binding
Source: RefSeq, a predicted model, not a curated record